Molecule: messenger RNA, 1502 nt
Organism: Wyeomyia smithii (pitcher-plant mosquito)
Lineage: Eukaryota; Metazoa; Arthropoda; Insecta; Diptera; Culicidae
Exons: 6
Coding region: 43-1284 (413 amino acids)
Biological process (GO): nucleoside triphosphate biosynthetic process
Cellular component (GO): cytoplasm
Molecular function (GO): nucleoside diphosphate kinase activity; ATP binding; AMP kinase activity
Source: RefSeq, a predicted model, not a curated record
AUUACAACGCGUAAAUCUUACCGAAACAUUCAAAUUACCAAAAUGGAAGUUUUGUCAGAAAACCAACAUAUUCGCGACGUUAAUUUUCUUCACACUGCAUAUUAUCCUACAGAACUCAUGUUGUACUUUGAAAAACAUCACAUCUUUGAAAUAUUAUUUGACUUAAUGAUUUUACUGGACAGGAAACGUCCUGGCGAUGUUUGCGAAUUUAUGGCAAAGCAAUUGUUGGAGAUCUCAAAAAAAUAUGAUUGUGUCAACCUAUCAGUUCGAAUUCACCCGAGCCCAAAUUAUGAAAAUUUUAUAAGAAUAUCUAGCAAAAUCCUUAAGGCUCCCAUCAUACAAGUGAAACGACCCAUAUCUAAAAGAUGUCUUCGAAAGCUUCCAGAUGAAUUGAAACGCUUUCGAUUGAACAAGAAAAAUUUAAUAUUUAUAGAUUCAACGAACUUUUCAGAAGCAAGCCAAUCAAACACCGAAAAUGUACUGUCAAAAGUUUUUUGUGUGAAUCGAUGUCUCACCGUAGAUAUAAACAAUCAUCAUUCUGAAGGUUCAGCAAAAUUUGAUCCAUUGGAAACGAUGUUUUCAACAGCGCAGAAUUUGAAUGAUAAGGUUAAACUUUUGCAAUGUAGUCCACUUCACGCAACUAUCAAAUAUGUAGAGCGAAUUGCUCUCAUUGGAAGGCCUGGCUCAGGUAAACAUUGGCUGGCUCGCAUGCUGGCUGACAGAUUGGAUGUUUUGCUAGUUUCAGUAAAAGAACUGAUCACUCGUGCUCGGACAGACUCAAAAUGCUUUAAGAAAUCGCUGGAGAUCGGUCUUGAAGAUAAUGUACACACCUCGGAACUGAUAACAACAAUUGUUGAAAAGCGUCUGUUGGAGCCAGACUGUCUGCAGUUCGGAUGGAUACUGGUUGACUUUCCCAACACCGCAGAGGAUGUUGAAAACCUAUUCCAGUUAAUGGUUGCACCGCGAAAAGUAUUGUUUCUACACGCUAAUGAACAACUAUGUUGGAAAAGAAAAGUUCGCAAGUUGAAAACCCCAAACGGAAUCACAUUCGUUCAUCCAAGCGAUAGCGAAAUCAUUUUGAAAACUGAGGUAAUAGUAUGUUUAGCCAUUAAUGUCCAACAGACGUCCAAUAUUUUCAAUCCACAGUUCGACUACUUCAACAUGCACAAACAGAGUAUUGUAGACGCUCUUAAAGACCGAAAUUGUGUGUUCUUGGAUAUAAACGCAAAUCAAAGCAAAGAGCACGUCCUAAAAGAGAUUUCAGAAAAGUUGUUGCUGUUUUAACUUGCAUCCACUGAUUAAAAAAAUUCUAACAAAAUAAAAUCAACAACUUGUGCGAAAAAUCCAACUCAACUUAGCUACUGUCAAUCGAUUGUAAAUUUUUGCUACUUGAAUCACACGAAAAAAGAUCAGACUAAGUUCCGCCCUUGAUAUUAUUACACCGUUUUUAUUCCGUUUUUAGCAAUUACUUACUACAUUUUGUCUGAUUGCAGAAACAGGUU